AUGGCUGGCGGUCCUCCACUAGGUCAACCCUGGCUCGCAAACGUCGGCAACAACCCCAACAUCAACCGCGAGCCUCCACCCCCUCCCCUUAACGCUAUCCCGGGCGCUCAAGCACCUCCUCCCCCUGGUGCCGGUGGUCAGCACCAAGUCGUCGUCGAGCAGCAUCAAGCACCAGUCUACGGUCCUCCAGUCCCCAUCGGCAUCGGAGGCCCGCCAAUCGGCUUUGGUGCUCCACCAUUCGGUGUUGGCCUAGGCAUAGGUGCGUUCCCACCUUUCGUUCCACCCAUUGGCGUCGGCAUGAUGGACCCUUUCAUGUUCGGUGGCUACUAUGGUGGGGGUGGGGGUCCUCUCGCGCCUAUCCGCGCUGGCAACUUUUUACCUGGCGCUCAUAGCGGAAUAGGCUUCGGGCUGCAUGCUGCCGGCGUGCCGUUUCCGCCCCCGCCUCCGGGUACUAUUGCAGGCGUAGUCCCUCCUUUCGCUCCUGCUGCACCGCUGUGGGCGCCGGGCGGCGGUCUUGCAUUCGGGAAUGUGCCUGCUAUGGGCGUUGGAGGUGUGUAUGCGGGAGGAAUGAUGGCUCCCAUGAUGGGUGUUGGUGGUAUGGGUGCUGCGGCGCCGAUGCAUGCUCGACCUGCCCCCAUGGUGAUUGACGGCAACAUGGGCUUUCCAGCGCAGCCUGAACAGCAGGAAAUCACGCAGAUUGCGGGUGGAAUACCGCCUGGCGUCGCGCUCAUUGAGCCCAAUGAGCAUACCAUCAUCAUUCAGAUCAAGGGGAACGUCUGUCCUUGGCUUUCUCCUGGCGCGCAGUUCCAGGUCGAGCCGCUGGCCAUGGCAAGUACGACUGGUCUGAAUCGUUUAAUCCAGAUCUGCAGCAAUGGUGCGAGUCCAGAGGAUUGCGAGAAUAUGGCCGUCACCGAGUGUAUUGAGCUGGGCAAUGGACUCUGGGAGAAGGGCCAGACGUUUAAGUUCAAUGAUGCGGUGUCGAGGGUGCUGACUAUGAAAGAUGCUGGUUGGGACAAUACCAGGAACAGGACCAACGGGAACAGUCUGCACCUGUGGGCUCAUCAACUCUAG
Cucurbitaria berberidis CBS 394.84 is the source of this 1071-nucleotide messenger RNA. RefSeq lists its product as uncharacterized. The record is from RefSeq and is a predicted model, not a curated record. NCBI's taxonomy places the organism in Eukaryota, Fungi, Ascomycota, Dothideomycetes, Pleosporales, Cucurbitariaceae. Bases 1 to 1071 code for a protein of 356 amino acids. The transcript has a single exon.